GAAGCAUUCGAGGACGAGUAUUGCCACUACAUCGUUUUUGAAUUGGCAGCGCGUGGCGACCUGCUCGAAGCGUUGAAAAGCAAACCGGAUGGGUUCUCGGAACAGCAGUGUUUACGGACCGUUGUCUCUUUAGUACAGGUUUGUUCAUUACUUAGACAUUUUUACGGACCGUUGUCUGUUUAGUACAUCAUGUCGACUCAUGUAAGUCAAUCGAAUCGUGACAACGUGUCGGCUCUUUCUUUCCUGCUUGAGGAUAAGAUGGUUGAAGAUGGAUUAUCACUUUCUGAGUCUGGCGCUUCUUCUUUUGGUGCAUCAAAAUGGUCAGACUACUGCUAAUUUUUUACUAUAGACGACUCCUCCGUUCUUGUUUAGUACUUUCAUUUUCCUAUGCUGUUCUACUUACUCGUUUUUCAAUCCUGUACUAAACAGACAACGAUCCUGAUUCUUCGUCAAUUUUUACGGAUCGUUGUCUGUUUAGAAGUACAGGAAAAUUUUUCCGCACAGUCCGCCGAGCUGUAUAGAUGUAUUAAGUAGAUGCUUAGUGAAGAAAUUAGUUCACAAGAAUCUUCCUUCUAAUUCUUCGUUUUUACAUUCGACACGCUGCUCGCGCUUUGGCCGCCCUGCACGAGCGAAAGAUGGCUAUGCAGGACGUUUCGCUGGAAAAUAUGCUGAUUUUUGUCUACGAUAAAGAAAACGCUUCGAGUUAUGCAUCAAAGGAAGCCCCCACGGCGUCCACCGAGACCAACGAUGAAAAGAAGUCAGGUUCAGGUCCUGCCGAGUCAUCUAUUUCCUCACACGAAGAUGUGAUCCGGAUAAAGAUAUGUGAUCCAGGACAAGCGGUGACAUUUGAGAUUGACCCUGAAACGGGAGAGGAAAAGCCAGUGGCUUACCGUGGCCUUGUGGGGAAAAGUUUUCGGCCUCCAGAACUUAGUCAGAAUUAUGACUAAGGAUUCUUGAAGAGUUGUUGGAGUUGUUCUGUAGUUCUAGUUUUGUGGUAGGAGUCAAUUACUUAUGAGAUUAUUGCAUGGCACAUAAGUAAAUAUUCACUCAACAUCAACUAGGAAUAGAGCUCAUGAUUAAAAUGUUGGAGAUUCAAAUUGACACCCCCUUUAAUAUCUAGAGCCCUACAUUGCGAGUAAAGUGGACAGCUGGUGCCUGGGGUGGAGCACUUUCUAUCUUUUGUCUGCUUUGCCGCUGUUUUUGAGCGCGGAUAGCAAUCAGAAGGAUGCGGAAUACUGGAAUUUCUUUCGCAGAGGUGACCUGGAGGGCCUCUUUCGGCGGAAAAGCGAUAUUGACAGGAAGCUGUCGGUAUUUAGUAUGCAUUUGGUCUCGGUCGUUGCAUUUUGAUAGAUUCAAUGAAGCGGAAGGACUAGGAGCAGUAAGAAAUAUGAUUAGUAACUCCUCCGGCCUCCUUCAAUCUUCAAGUCACCGAUCGCAUUAGUUUGUCCUCGAAUUUUUAGAUAUACCUGAAAAAUGUCGCUCACGUUCACAGCCAACCUGCAUGGAUUUUAUCAUGCGGCUUAUGCGCAUUGUUCCGAAGCAGCGUAUGUCAAUAAAAGAGUCACUUGAGCACAAGUGGUUGGCGGAUGAAUCUGUGCCACGGUCUCUCUCAACCGCCGACCUAGAAACGGCAGAACGGAAAUCACUUCAGUACGACCGCAUACGAAAUCAAGACCAUCCAAUCGCAAUGGGAGUGUAUUUUCAUUUACCUCAAGAACUCUACUAGGGUUAGUAGUUUCUCUUCCAUGCAUUUGCUACACCAGUCCUACUGCUAAAAAUCUUAAUCGGUGACCGCCUAGUCGUGCUAGUCCCUUCACUCAACAGCCUGUUGGGAUUACUAGAAAAUUUUCUCAGCAGAGGCAUCCAUGAUUGAAAGAAUCUCCAAUCAGGUCAACUGGUCCAAGCUUCUUCAACAGUCGAGCGCGGUCGCCGCAGAUGAGAUUCCAGAGUCCACUGGGAGGAAGGGGCUUCACUAGUACCGUGCGUUCACGUUCGCCGCUCGUGACAAAUUUCGCGCCGCCAUUGAGGUAGAGACCGAUUUUGAUUGUUUCGGCUACGAAUUGAGAUGUUGAAAUCUCGAUGUUGUUUACCAGUUGUAUAGACACUUCUGUAAUAGGAGCACGAACAUAUCAUAUUCCUAUUUUGUAAUCCUCUAUUAGGUACUUAUACUCUUCCCAUAUUUAUCACGCUCACCAGGUCUAUCUCACCAGCACCUGCAGGAAUGAUUUCACCGAUGCAGUUGAGGCCUAUGAAAAAGGCGAUGCCCGAGCCCCAGUCCAUAGGAAAGACACAACUUAUACAUCCGGAGAAAGUGGUACUACGUAAUUAUAUAUACCGAUCAUAUUUUUCUUUUCCAGUAACUACGUAAGUUUUCUGUCUACAAGAAUCAGAAAUGCACAGUUUUUCAACCAGCCCCUCUUCCUCCUCCACGAGGCCGCCGCGCUAGCACAGAGCAGCAGCAAGGCAAGUGGCGUCAACGCGGAUGGAACUUUCAUUGCUGAGAAAGUAGAAGCUGUAUUAAAGCAGACCCAGGCGAGAUCCACUAGCGUGUCCAGGAUACAAGCCCCACCGCGCACACAAUCCUUCUUCGGAAGUUUUGGUCGGCCUGUGCGUACAUCCACAGCAGGUGGAAGUGCUACUUCGAGUAGUGGUACAUCGGGUGGAAGUGCGUCUGCUGCGGCAGGUGGAAGUGCUACCACUUCGAGUAGCCAAGUAGCAUCCGCAUCUUCUUUUUCAUCAUCUGUACUUGUAGGGUCAGGGGGUCCAACUCUCGCUUCUUCCGUAGCCGUUGGCGCAUCACCCGCCACGAGUGCAGUGGUGUCUGGAUCUGUUUCUCAGGGUUCCGGAUUCCGAAGUGUGCCUUUUCUUGGCAGCUCAGCAAGCCAGCAGGGUCUCUCCACUCUCGUACAGUUAAGGGUAGGUUAAAGGUGCUUUUGUUACCGUUUGUUGUGGCUCUCCUAAGGGGGAUAGCCAUAGCGAUAACAAGCGGGAUAAACGAACACCAAAAGCCUACCUCUAAUACAGAACCGUAGUAAGAGUAACAUGUUCGCCACCUCCUUGGGUGCAGCAGGAGGAUUUGGCGGUGCUAGUUUAGGCACGUCCUCUGCAACUGCAUCCUCGUCGUUAGGGAUAGGACCAGGAGGAGUCCGAAAAAUGUGGCCGGCUCAGACUCCACCCGUAGGAGCUUCGAAUAUGGACGUAACACAGCUGAUGACGAAGGAUCAACUAGGAGUUGCACAUUACCAUAAUCAACAACUACCUCCAGCAUCCUCUUCUAGUUCAGCGACGAGUGUAGGCAAUAUUAGUGUAGCGGAAGAGCAAGUGCCAGCUUUUAUUGGGGAGGCGAGUACCGUUGUCAAGCCAGUUGUAGGAACAACGUCAGGUUCGACAUCAGUUUCGGUCAACAUACCACCAGCACCAGGGUCGUUACAUCAGCAGCAGGAGCAACAACCGAAUCCGCUAGUUGUAGGAGGUACUUCUAACUCUAAGGAACAGGCAAUUCCAAAUCCAAUAGGUGCUACAGUACCAGGACCAAGCUCCGGACCAGCACUUUCAGCAGCAGUAGUAGCGUCACCGGCCCCCACUGCAGUGUCUUCUGCCAGUUCUUCCUUAGGACUACACGGUAACCGGACACGUUCGGCAAUGAGUUUCCAUUUCGGCGCAGGACCUUCGCAACUUCAAGGUCAAGGGAGCAUGUUCUUAGGAGGUCAGAAUGCUACUUGUGUGGAUCUUCAGAGUGGAGGUAUAGCAGCUGGUGCAGCAGUAGCAGCUGAUUCGGGAACCCAUGGAGUCUCGACCUCCAGUGGUUCCUCUUCAUCAGGAAAAGAGCAAGCGGCUCUAGCCGCGCGAGCAGGGGGCAAUGCUAGUUGUACAUCAGGAUCAGUUCUUUCAGUGGGACGAGGAGGAACAACAGGACCACAACCACGAGCAUUGAGCAAGCCACCAGGUAGUACAACUACAACAACGUCUACAAGUGGAUUUGCAGGUCCUCCUGCACCAGCUUCUCGAGGUUUCGGUAUGCUCGGUUCUCCGACAAUAGGCGGGCCAGGAGGUUCCCCUUUCCUCGGAGUCCAACAGCUCCAUAACAUGCCACGAUCACCAUUGCUAGACGCCAGGCUAAGUGGCGCAGGCUUUCCAGGUCUCGGGGUGCUCUAUCAGCCACAUCCUAGUUCGCCUCCGCCUCCGAGUAAAAAGUCGAUUGCUAGUCGACGGUCGGUGUCCACAGGUCCGGCAGCCAAUGCACACAACCGAGGAUCGAUGGCGCCGCGUCAAGGCUUCGCGUUUCAACGCGGUAGUCCAAUUGUUCCGGUUUUUGGUCCACCAGGUGGGGGAGCAACAAGCAGUCUACUACCAGGAAGUAGCCUACCUACGCCGCCUGCGCCGGCGUUGGUAA
Molecule: messenger RNA, 4393 nt
Organism: Amoebophrya sp. A25
Lineage: Eukaryota; Dinophyceae; Syndiniales; Amoebophryaceae
Source: the annotation of a GenBank genome assembly